Messenger RNA from Penicillium cosmopolitanum, 1134 nucleotides. RefSeq names its product ribonuclease P protein subunit p40. Gene Ontology annotation, cellular component: multimeric ribonuclease P complex; ribonuclease MRP complex. The record is from RefSeq and is a predicted model, not a curated record. Bases 1 to 1134 code for a protein of 377 amino acids. Gene Ontology annotation, molecular function: ribonuclease P activity; ribonuclease MRP activity. The transcript is spliced from 8 exons. NCBI's taxonomy places the organism in Eukaryota, Fungi, Ascomycota, Eurotiomycetes, Eurotiales, Aspergillaceae. Gene Ontology annotation, biological process: tRNA 5'-leader removal; endonucleolytic cleavage in ITS1 to separate SSU-rRNA from 5.8S rRNA and LSU-rRNA from tricistronic rRNA transcript (SSU-rRNA, 5.8S rRNA, LSU-rRNA); tRNA 3'-end processing.
AUGUUUGAUUUCGACGACGGCGCGUCCGAACGUGAAAAAUGCUUCACCACCGUCACUCAACUGCCUGCGUUCGUGGAUCCCAAGCAGAUCCCGAGCAAGAAAUCACCUUUCUCCACCAUUCUCAAUCACCCUCUGACACACACGGUUGAGGUCAUUCUUCCAGAGGCAGUCUAUACCAGCAUUCAGUCAUCAUUAGAUGCAAAAUUGACCAAGCCUCGAUAUGCUCGAGUAUUCAUGUCCCCCGCUGAUAUACUCGACGGUGAUUUCUUCAACACAUAUAUCAAAUCUGGAAAUGUCAUCAUGAUCUCUGAAGGCCGUUCAGGCUCGGAUAUCGUAUUCACCCUACGAGAAGGGAUCUGCAAAAUCGAAUUGGGGAAAGAAAUAUAUGAGCGCACAGGGCUGAACGGAAAGUCCAUCCGCAGUGGCGGCAGGAAACAUGAAAAGGAAAGAUUUUUGAUUGAACUGAACCUUCGACUACCCUCAAUGUUGCAUGGCAAAAAGGGCUUCGAGCGAAUUGUCUGGGCGUUCAAAAAUGUCCUAAACCAGUCUCUGACAUGGCUCUUCUGCGACCUGGAUCCUGCGAGCCAGGAUGAUGAAUCUAAGCCUAUUAAGGGUCUUCACCCACAGCUUCUUGAAUCAGCACCAGCCCAAGCUAAGCUCAAAGAUGUCCUGACUCCACCUCUGCAAGAAUUAGUAUCGAGCCAGAUGCCUGAGGCAGAAAUGCAAGAAAGAUGCGUCGAUCCGUAUCUCAGUCGCUACAGCGUACCGGAGUUUGAUAAAAACGAUACCGUUGAUCUGGUCAGCUUAAAAUGGCGGGGGUUCAUUUCAUCGGCUUGGACAAUGCAGCUUUUCUUGACUCUCAUGUCAUCUACUGCAAAGCUCACUUCGGUCGAGCCUUCCUCUUGGUUUGUGAUUUCGUCAUCGGCAUUGGACAGGCAGGCCGUUGAGGGAAGAGAUGGGUUUAGCAUCGCAGUUUCCCCAAAUAUAUUGUCGUCAACUACAGGGAUCGAUGCGAAGGCUGCGACAGAGGCAGAGGCAGAGACAGAGACUCAAGACCCUGAAGCCUCUGCGCUGAAUACUCGACAUGCCAUUUGCUGGGAGUUUGUGGGCGCUUCCGCCCUUCACAGCCCAUGA